Peronospora farinosa is the source of this 312-nucleotide messenger RNA. Lineage: Eukaryota; Oomycota; Peronosporomycetes; Peronosporales; Peronosporaceae. The record is from the annotation of a GenBank genome assembly.
AUGGGUCACGGGCAAGCAGGGCUACUUGUGUUGAAUGCUGACAGGAUUACAAUCUUUGAGGUCACGACCAACUCGUUCUCGGACAUCCCUCGAUCUUCGGAGAAGAACAACCCUGCUGGAAGAACUCAUGUACGUGAUAUCAAACACGGUGCUCUUGCGUUCGUGGAAAGUUACGCAUAUAUAUUGAGUAACGGAAGUGACGAUGCUGGCAAACCAGUUGUAAUAUACACUAAGAUCGACUACUUCAUUUGUACCAGAUGUGACGACGACCUCUAUACUGGCAGCUGUGAUCCGGAAGAACCGCUUAACUAA